This is a messenger RNA of Trichechus manatus latirostris (Florida manatee), 3118 nucleotides long. It is a transcript of the gene ANAPC5, whose product is annotated as anaphase promoting complex subunit 5. The record is from RefSeq and is a predicted model, not a curated record. Gene Ontology annotation, cellular component: anaphase-promoting complex. The coding region runs from base 1686 to 2981 and encodes 431 amino acids. The transcript is spliced from 9 exons. Gene Ontology annotation, molecular function: protein binding. NCBI's taxonomy places the organism in Eukaryota, Metazoa, Chordata, Mammalia, Sirenia, Trichechidae. Gene Ontology annotation, biological process: anaphase-promoting complex-dependent catabolic process; protein K11-linked ubiquitination; positive regulation of mitotic metaphase/anaphase transition.
GAUCAAAUCGACAACAGCAACCCGAAAGAUUACACAGAAACCUUAGAGGGCAGUGAGUUCGUGUUAAUGGGGAAGGGAAUGACUCAGACAAGGAGGGUGGGAAAGGUUGUACAGCUCUGGGAAUGUAAUCUGUCCCUGAACUGCACAUGUGGAAACCGUUGGAUUGGUGUGUGUUCUGCUGUGUAUAUUCUCAACAACAACAAAAUAAAUUUAAAAAAAAAGAAAGAAAAAAAUAAAUGACACUUAGUAUUUUGGUUCUGAUUUUGAGAUCGUCAGUGAACCAGUGUUUCUAGCACUUCUGUUAUGUUACUUACUGGGCACUUCAAACACAACGUUUAAGAUGUGGCCCGUGCCUGCUGGAUUUUAUAAACUAGUUGAAGAAAUCAAAUGAACACAGAUUAAAUAAACAGAAGGGGAUAUACCAUGGUGUUUAAGGAAACAUCACAAGGCACUGUGCCCAUAGCAGUGCUGUGGGAGUUUUCGGAAGUGAGAGCUUGGGGGGUGGCGAUGGGCGACCACAACAGCCGCGGAAGUUAAGAGGUUCGGGGGAGACGUUCUAGGUGGAAGGAAAUCAUGUAAGCACAGGCACACACACAAAAUCUCAGAAAUGGGAACCCUCAAAAUAACUUUCUACAACUAGUUUUUUAAAAAAAAUUAUAAAAGUAAUAAAUGCACUUGGUUUUAAAAACCUCAAAUAAUGCAGAAAGGAAUGCAGUGAAAAGUGACAGUUGUGACUUCUCCUUGGCCUUCCCCUCAGCAGUGGAAAGCUAAAAUAAAAUCUUGGGAGCUGAGAUAGAGAAAUGGCCCUUUCUUUGGAAAUUCACCUUUGAAGGCAGCGGUUCCUGCUGCCAGGGAUGGCCCCAUAAAUAGCUACAACGGCCAGCCCGAGCUUCGCAUUCCUUCCGUUGUACAGAUGACUUCCUGCCCCCUUUGGGCGUGCAGGCUUGUGGUUGUUAAUGGGUUGUUAACAUUCAGUCUGUCAUCAGUCAGCAGGCGGAGCUCGCCCUGCAGGAGGCCAUCAGGAUUGCCCAGGAGUCCAACGAUCACGUGUGUCUGCAGCAUUGCUUGGUGAGGCCCCCCUCCUGUCUCCGGCUUUUGCUCCUGGAUUGCAUUGGCUUUUGGAAGGCCUCAUUUGAUUUGGGUUCCAAGGCCUUUGGCAGUGAACGGAGACUAGUUAGGUGGUUGUGGGAGUUUAGGAAGGGCAACCUGUAUUUAUUACUGUUUUUCUUCAUUCAUGGCAUCUGUUCUGCUUAGGGGCAUUUCCUGUCUACAAAUUUUAAUGCAACUUGCCAUGCGAAAGAGUAACCCUUUAAGCGCCACAUUUAACACUAACAUUAACAGAAAGGUGUGUGCCGUACCUGGUGACGGGGUGAGACAGUGUCCUGUAAAAGCAUCAUCACCCAGCGCAGGUAGAAUACAGAGUUCGUUACCCAUCAUCUGAGAGCUGCAUUCUGCAAUUUAAGGCUCUUUUUCUCGACCACUGGCGCCUCACUGCCAUCAGGGGUAGAAAAGAUCAAUGGCUUGUUUGUUUCAGUCUGAGAGUUUUAAUGUGUUUGACGGGUUUCAUUUAGGUUCAUAAUUCCUGACAGUAUUUUAGAGGAUUUAUUUUAUCCUUGUAAAUUGUUAAUUCUUUCUUGUGGCCACACUGGUAUUUCAGUGGAACUUUAGCCGUUCCCCUUGCCGUGAUGCAUUUUGAUGAUUUCUCUUACCAGAGCUGGCUUUAUGUGCUGGGGCAGAAGAGGUCUGACAGCUAUGUUCUGCUGGAGCAUUCUGUGAAGAAAGCAGUGCAUUUUGGGUUACCGUACCUCGCGUCCCUGGGAAUACAGUCCCUGGUGCAGCAGAGAGCUUUUGCUGGGAAGACGGCAAACAAGCUGAUGGAUGCCUUGAAGGACUCUGACCUCCUGCACUGGAAGCACAGCUUGUCGGAGCUCAUCGACAUCAGCAUUGCCCAGAAAACGGCCAUCUGGAGGCUCUAUGGCCGCAGCACCAUGGCCCUCCAGCAAGCCCAGAUGCUGCUGAGCAUGAACAGCCUGGAGUCGCUAAACGCAGGCGUGCAGCAGAACAACACCGAGUCCUUUGCUGUCGCGCUCUGCCACCUCGCGGAGCUACACGCUGAGCAGGUUCGCUCAUCAAAUGGCAUCUUUCUACCUCAGGGUUGCUUCGCUGCAGCUUCUGAAGUGUUAAAGCACUUGAAGGAACGAUUUCCACCCAACAGUCAGCAUGCCCAGUUAUGGAUGCUUUGUGAUCAGAAAAUCCAGUUUGACAGAGCAAUGAACGAUGGCAAAUACCACUUGGCUGAUUCACUGGUUGCAGGAAUCACAGCUCUUAACAGCAUGGAAGGUGUAUAUAGAAAAGCAGUUGUCCUACAAGCUCAGAACCAAAUGUCGGAGGCACACAAGCUCUUACAGAAACUGUUGAUCCAUUGUCAGAAGAUGAAGAACACAGAGAUGGUGAUCAGCGUCCUGCUCUCAGUGGCCGAGCUGUACUGGCGAUCGUCCUCCCCCACCAUCGCGCUGCCCGUGCUCCUGCAGGCUCUGGCCCUCUCCAAGGAGUACCGGCUACAGUACUUGGCCUCCGAAACAGUGCUGAACUUGGCUUUCGCCCAGCUCAUCCUUGGAAUCCCAGAACAGGCCUUAAGUCUUCUCCACAUGGCCAUUGAGCCCAUCUUGGCCGAUGGGGCCGUCCUGGACAAAGGCCGUGCCAUGUUCCUGGUGGCCAAGUGCCAGGUAGCUUCAGCAGCUUCCUAUGAUCCACCAAAGAAAGCAGAAGCUCUGGAGGCCGCCAUUGAGAACCUCAACGAAGCCAAGAGCUACUUCUCCAAGGUUGACUGCAAGGAGCAAAUCAGAGAUGUGGUUUACUUCCAGGCCCGGCUCUACCACACGCUGGGGAAGACCCAGGAGAGGAACCGCUGUGCGAUGCUCUUCCGGCAGCUGCACCAGGAGCUGCCCUCUCACGGGGUGCCCUUGAUCAACCAUCUCUAGCAAGGGUGACGCGGGCUGGGACCUGCUGUGUAGUGGAUACCAUGGUGGACUUGUUCAACCCUCCCUCCCUGUGAAUGACGUGUUUGUAACACCCUGUCUGUCUCUCUGGUCAAUAAACUUCAUUCUGAGUAAUUUUA